Molecule: messenger RNA, 2907 nt
Organism: Rhinocladiella mackenziei CBS 650.93
Lineage: Eukaryota; Fungi; Ascomycota; Eurotiomycetes; Chaetothyriales; Herpotrichiellaceae
Exons: 1
Coding region: 1-2907 (968 amino acids)
Biological process (GO): autophagy of mitochondrion; protein localization to phagophore assembly site
Cellular component (GO): autophagosome; phagophore assembly site
Source: RefSeq, a predicted model, not a curated record
AUGGCGGCCAACUUCGUCUCUCGCUUUACCGGCUCCAACAAUGCUUCGGCCUCCAUCUACGAGACCCUCAGACAGCACGACGAAGAUUCAGAUGCUUCUGACGUCGAGGAGAGAGCUGGCCUCGUCUCACAACCUCCACCUUUCCGACGAGCCUACCACGACCUCGACCCAAAUGAUCGGACCUCCAACCCAAGUCGAGUAGCUUCUCGUCAGGCUGACAUCCACGCCCCCCUUCACGGUCAAGGUCAGAUCCCUCGAAAGGACAAGGGCAGGAGUAUGAAUAAGUCAAAGUGGAACCACAAACCUCACAAGCUGCUUGAUGUGGAAGAGGCGGAUGACGAUGUACCAGCAUCUUUGCUGAUCGACCACAAUGCUGACCAUGGCUCGAUAUCGUUACCUCCUCCCCCAAGUGAGAUGCCGGACGGCCUGAGCCCUCAUCGAGAACCAGUGCCUUCCAUACCUGGUCAAAACUUCCAUUCACGAAACCGUCCACGGCCUCGUCGGAAUGCUCCAAAUCCUGCACGAACUGACCAGGUCCUUUGGGGAAACCUGGCCAGCGCAGAUCCCAAGGAGAAAGCCAUGUUUCGAUGGGCUAAUGUCACCGAUCUGGACAAUUUCCUGCUUGAAGUCUACACCUACUACCUGUGCCAUGGCUUCUGGUCCAUCUUACUUGUGCGACUCUUCAACCUCAUCACCGUCGCUUUCGUGGUUGGCUUCUCUCUGUUCCUCACCCAGUGCAUCGACUAUCGACAAAUUAGGGGCAGCACAAAGAUGUCAGAAAUUCUCGUCUCUCGAUGUGUCAGGAGGAUGGGAUUCAUUCCAAAUGCUCUGCUCUGGCUUACCACCUUCAUUUGGCUGUGGAGGUCUGCAGUGUACAUCUUCGAUAUUCCUCGUUUGAGGCAGAUGCACGACUUCUACCACUACCUUCUCGGAAUUCCAGAAGAAGAGAUCCAGUCCAUAUCGUGGCAAGAGAUCGUCAGUCGCUUGAUGGCGUUGCGGGAUUCAAACCCAACCAUCACCUCACGAUCCAAGAAGUCUGGUGCAUAUAUCAGGUCGCAGAAUAAACAGCGGAUGGACGCACAUGACAUUGCCAAUCGACUCAUGCGAAGACAGAAUUACAUGAUCGCCAUGAUCAACAAGGACAUCCUCGAUUUCACUUUGCCAAUUCCCUUUUUUCGCAACCGAAAGCUCUUUACGCGGACGCUGGAAUGGAACAUUGAACUGUGCAUCAUGGAUUUUGUAUUCGACCGCAAGGGACAAGUCCGGACUCUCUUCUUGAAAGAUACCUAUCGAAAGGAUUUGUCCGAGGCGCUUCGAAAACGCUUCAUCUACGCUGGCAUUGCGAGUCUUAUCUUUGCUCCUUUCCUGGCCGGUUAUUUUGUAUUCAAGCACUUCUUCCAGAAUUUUAAUGAAUAUCAGAAGAACCCGGCACAGAUUGGCUCAAGGGAAUACAGUCGAUUUGCUGAGUGGAAAUUCCGAGAAUUCAAUGAACUCUUUCACCUGUUCCAGCGACGGAUCAACAUGUCCUACCCGUUUGCCACCAGAUAUAUCAAUCAAUUUCCAAAGGACAAGACCAUUCAAAUCGCAAAAUUUGUCAGCUUGGUCUCUGGAGCGGUGGUAUCUGUUCUCGGUCUCGCGACAAUUCUAGAUCAAGAGAAUUUUCUGAAUUUCGAAGUGACUCCUGGCCGAACCACGAUAUUUUACAUUGGAAUUUUUGGGUCAAUUUGGGCCGUGGCGCGUGGUUUGCUCCCCGAUGACAACAUGGUGUAUGAUACGGCAUACUCAAUUCAAGAGGUGAUACAAUUCACCCACUACGAACCACAACACUGGGAAGGUCGGCUUCAUACCAUCGAUGUCAGAAAUGAAUUCUCUCAACUCUAUCAGAUGAAGCUGAUCAUCUUCAUCGAAGAGGUGUUGAGUAUGAUCUUCACCCCUUUCGUGUUGUGGUUCAGUCUCCCUAAAUGCAGUGAUCGAAUCAUUGAUUUCUUCCGUGAGUUCACAGUCCACGUGGACGGUAUAGGAUACGUCUGUUCCUUCGCAGAAUUUGGAUUCAUGAAAGAUGCCAUCAGACCGCUACCGGCUCAGACCACCCCUAGACCUGGCGCAGGGACAGGCACUGGAGCAGAAGCAGGAAACCCGACGGGUGCCUCGAACUUACGAGAUGAGUAUUUUGCGUCCAAAGACAAUAAGCUCGAACAAAGCUACUGGGGUUUCAUGAAUGACUACGCACGCAAUCCCAAGACAGACAUUCGGUUUCCGUACAAUAGCUCCAGACGACGCUUCAAUUUCAAUAUGCCUCCGCCAGUGCCUGGCUUACCUUCCCCGACAUUCCCGACCUCAGAUUAUGGCAAUACGUUCGUCGGUGGUAUGCACCAGCAUCGUCAGAACAGCGGCAUUGGCUUAUUUGCAUCGCCUCACCGCGGUGCUGUAGGAACACCCCGAUUCACCGCUCAGCCUCACGGUCAGGAUCAAGCUCAGCUCCAAGCUCAGCCUCUAGGCUCACCGCUCCAAUCGCUCUUGCUCGAUCCACAUCACCAGCCUUCAGCUGGCGGGUUUGCAUCGCCGCAGGCUCACCGACCGCGGGGUUCACUUCUUCCCAAACCGUUCCGAGAUCGUGAGAUUCCCGACGAUGUGGCAGAGGAAGAAUCACCUGAACUUCCGCCCCAGCAACGCGCUCAGGUAGACGGGUCUCACCCGCGAGCUGAACCUCUUGUGGGUGAGCUCGGGUCGUGGAAUUACGAAGUCGAAUCCUCAUCCGGCGAGGCAAGUGAAAAUGAAAAGCUCGAGAACGAUGUCCACGCUGUCGCGGCGUUGGGGACUCUGGGACCCCUCGGAUUGAUCAAACAGUUCCAAAAAGCACAGGCCCAAGAAGGUGGAAGGACCAGAGCGGGUGGAGCGGGGAUUUGA